Messenger RNA from Triticum turgidum subsp. durum (durum wheat), 1038 nucleotides. The record is from the annotation of a GenBank genome assembly. NCBI's taxonomy places the organism in Eukaryota, Viridiplantae, Streptophyta, Magnoliopsida, Poales, Poaceae.
AUGGGAGGCGACGGCAGGCCCAGCGACGGCGGCGGCGGCGGCGGCGCCGGCGCCGGCGCCGGCCACCCGCACCAGUUCCAGUACCAAGCCCUCCUCGCCGCCGUGCACACGCAGAACCCCAACCACAGCCACAACCUCCCCUUUCCCCUUCCUCCCCUCAAUGGACCUGGACCUGAUGCAUCUACACACAAUGCUGUUCGCCAGCCUCCGACGCCAAGGGGGUUUGCUGAUUGGAGUGCGUCUACCAGUGCCUUCACGUCCCUUGCUGUGCAGAGCACUCCUUCCACAGCUACUGCCAAUGCAUACCAUUACAGCCUAUCUCCUUGCUAUGCUUUCUGGACCCAUUACAUGCUUAACAAGAAUGCAUAUAGCUACUAUCCUGCACCUAAUCAGGAGCACACCCACCCUUUCAGCCUUGAUAACAACCAGGCUAAAGAUCCAGGUUCUAUACCCAGCUUCGGGAUCGAGUCAUUUAAUACAACAUCCCUGGCACCAAACAUGUCUGCUCAUAUGCCUCCCAUGGAAGGACCCCUACCUACAAAGGAACCUGAGGCUCCAGAGGACAUGCCUGCUAGAGUAGCUACAAUUAAGGACGAAAUGGAUGCCAGAAAUGGUGUUGAACUUAAAUGUGAAACAGUUGACGCUCUUCCAGAGUUGAAGCAAGGUCAUGAAAGUUGUGCCAGUAAAUUCAACUCUGGAGAAUACCAAGUUAUUUUGCGCAAGGAAUUGACAAAGAGUGAUGUUGCGAAUGUAGGAAGAAUUGUGUUACCCAAGAAGGAUGCAGAAGCUAGUCUUCCACCAUUGUGCGAAAGGGAUCCUGUGAUACUGCAGAUGGAUGACAUGGUGCUUCCGAUUACGUGGAAAUUUAAGUACAGGUUCUGGCCAAACAACAAAAGCAGAAUGUACAUCCUGGAUUCUACAAGUGAAUUUGUGAAGACACAUGGUCUUCAGGCAGGGGACGCACUCAUUAUCUACAAAAAUCCUGUGCCUGGCAAAUAUAUUGUCCGAGGGGAGAAGGCCAUUCAGCAGACAAAUUAG